UGUAGAUAGGAACAUUUUCAGUGCGGCUAUACAACAGUUAUUACGACCGAAACCUGCAGACAGCAUGGCUGCCUCCAUAAAGAGCGCUACGCUGAAACUGAAAGCUCCUUUGUUGAAACUGUGUGCAUUCUACAUGUUGUCAAAAAAGAUUCCCACUCUACAAAGACUCCUAGCUCAGGUCUACAGACGUGCCAGUCACCUUGCUCGACAGCGGUAUGAUGUCAUUGUUGUGGGAGGGGGUCAUGCUGGGACCGAGGCGGCAGCAGCAGCAGCCAGAGUGGGAGCAGAGACACUUCUGGUCACACAGAAAAUACACACCAUCGGUGCUCUGUCCUGUAACCCAUCUCUGGGGGGAAUCGGAAAGGGUCACCUAGUGAAAGAGGUAGACGCUCUGGAUGGUUUGUGUGGACGGGCGGGGGAUUGGGCAGGAAUUCAUUUCUCCAUCCUGAAUCGUAGUAAAGGCCCUGCCGUGUGGGGCCCGAGGGCCCAGCUAGACCGUCAACGCUACAGAGAAUUUAUCCAGGCAGAGCUGCUGUCGACUCCCAGGCUGACUGUGGUGGAGGGUUCAGUGGAGGAGCUGCUCAUAUCAGAGGCAAACCCAGAGGAGCCGGGACAGCACAGAGUCACUGGAAUACGUCUAGCAAACGGGAGCCAUUCGAUUACAGCUACCUCUGUGGUUCUCACAACGGGCACUUUCUUGUCGGGCUCCCUCUUCAUGGGCCAAACCAUGUCCCCAGGGGGUCGUAUUGGAGACCCUCCAUCAAGUGCCGGGCUGUCACAGACUCUGAGGGAGAGACUCGGGCUGAGGGUUGGCCGGCUGAGGACAGGGACCCCUCCCAGGAUUGUAAAAGAUUCAGUGGAUCUUUCUCUGGCUAAAGUUCACCCUCCUGACCCGCAGCCAACUCCAUUCAGCUUCCUUAACACACAGAUACGCUGCAGGCCCGAGGAGCAGCUGCCCUGCUACCUGACAUACACAACACCUGGAGUAGAGAAAGUUGUGAAGGAGAGUGUUCAUCUAAACUGUCAUAUACAGCAAGACACCAAGGGCCCCAGAUAUUGCCCAUCUAUUGAGUCUCGAGUGCUUCGCUUCCCUGGCCGAGAGCAUCAAGUGUGGCUGGAGCCUGAGGGGCUGACCUCUGACCUUUUAUACCCUCAGGGUCUCUCCAUGACGAUGCCCCCCAACAUGCAGCUCCGACUCAUCAGAGAGAUCCCUCCCUUGCACAGAGCUGAGAUCCACACACCUGGUUAUGGUGUGCAGUACGACUUUGUGUGUCCCACUCAGCUGAGCCCAGCCCUGCAGGUGAAAAGCACCCAGGGUCUUUUUCUAGCAGGUCAGAUCAACGGGACGACAGGAUACGAGGAGGCGGCAGCACAGGGUCUGUGGGCAGGGGUGAAUGCAGCUCGUCGGGCUCUCUCCAUGCCUACAGUGUCGUUGUCUCGGACAGAGAGCUACAUUGGAGUUCUCAUAGAUGAUCUGGUGAGUUGCGGUGUCACAGAGCCGUACCGCAUGUUCACCAGCCGGGCUGAGUUCCGGACCUCGCUAAGACCGGACAACGCUGACCUUCGCCUCACUCUGAAAGGGUUCGAGGAGGUGGGUUGUGUGUCAUCCUUGCGUUACCAGGAGGCUGUGAGAGUGAAGAACUCUCUGCAGGGCGCUCUGUCAGCCCUGCAGGCUCUCGCUCUGUCAGCACCAAACUGGAAGAAAAAGCUCCCCGACGUCUGUCUGAGUGAGUCCAAGAGCUCCAUGAUGACUGGUCUAGAUUUGCUGCAGUACAAGGAUGUGAACUUUGAAAUGCUGGCUUCAGCCAUCCCAGAGUGCCUUUCUUCAUACAUGGAGUUCGCACAAAGACUCAAAAUCGAAGCUGUGUACCGACCUCACUGUGACCUUCAGAAGAAAGAGAUUGAGAGAAUUCAGAAGGAGGAGAACAUGAUUCUCCCCCAGGACUUGGACUAUUUCUCUCUGCCUGUUUCACUGUCACAGGAAGUACGAGAGAUUUUGGACAGAGUUCGACCCAGCACUCUUGGUGCUGCGACACGUUUACAAGGCAUAACUCCGGCUGCAAUUGUCCAUCUCCUUAACUACGUACACCACAUGAAACAGACGGAGAGAAGACUACACAGAAACAAACCAGACCAAAGAGAGGAGGAGCUGUGUCCAAGUACUGCAACUUUACCACAGUGAAAUGACUCAAACAAUGUUUGUUUGUUUU
Cheilinus undulatus (humphead wrasse) is the source of this 2210-nucleotide messenger RNA. RefSeq names its product mitochondrial tRNA translation optimization 1 (gene mto1). The record is from RefSeq and is a predicted model, not a curated record. Gene Ontology annotation, cellular component: cytosol. Gene Ontology annotation, biological process: tRNA wobble uridine modification; tRNA methylation. NCBI's taxonomy places the organism in Eukaryota, Metazoa, Chordata, Actinopteri, Labriformes, Labridae. The coding region runs from base 65 to 2182 and encodes 705 amino acids. Gene Ontology annotation, molecular function: flavin adenine dinucleotide binding. The transcript is spliced from 14 exons.